GUUCAGUUUGCCUUUUAUUAUUUUAUUAGUACUUGCUACAUUUGUUAUUAGGAACACAAUUGUUUUUUGCCGUAUAGACGUACUGGUAUAGAAAAGGGCAUUUCCUUGGUAAUUGUGCGAAUGAACAAUAAAUGAAGAAUUAGGCUACAUUUAUGCACGACCACAUAUUCUUGAGAUGAAGUUCACUAAGCGAUCUUAGACAUAUUGUGAAUGUUAAGAGACAAUGAUGUGAGUAGUCCUUUGUUGCCCCUGAGGUCUGGUUGUCCCUCACAAAUCAAAACCCGGAACUAAUCGUCGAUCGUGGGUCUUGUUUUGCAAAGCGUCUUUGGAGGAGCUCGCACGGUUCGCCGCUCGCCGGUCAUGGAGAGUUUAGGAAGUCCGGCGCCCUUGCGUUUAUUCUCCCCGAUUCACUUUGAUACGCUGGGCUCGGUGCCGUCCGGACGGGUUGCAGACGAGGCGGGGUGGGCGAAGAAGAUGCGAGGCGCCACCGAUUUCAGUUUGAAUUAGUCGAUCGUGAGAUCCACGUCCCCUAGCGUCUCGGUAAGUUUCCUGUCGGGUUAAGUAAAGGAAGGUUCUUUUGUUUUCCGUCGCGCAAGCCAGGCCUAGCCGGUGCGGGAUGGGAUCCUAAGCCGGCUUCUCCGGCAACCUCCGAACACAACUGGAACACGGAGGGGGAGCAAAGUUAUAUCAUCUGUCACCGGUUAGCGCGGUUGGCGAUGUGCUGCGGCGUGCUCGCCCUGGGACCGGCGGCUGGCGAGCCGCUCAGAAACUGAAAUGGACUCCUGGCCCUCAAGACAGUGUGAUGGACCCCAUCCUCAGGAAGCUCCGAUGCACAGCAUGGCAGGGGCCAUCGACCUGUCGAGGAGGCGUAGAGAGACGCUGGUCAAUGCUGGUGCCGCAGAGACGCUAAACGGGGCACCUGGAUCCAGCUGCGCCAGCGGAGUGCCAGUGGGUGACCGCAGGGUCUCCCCCCCAUGUUUGGAAUGGCCCGCUGAUAGGACAGAGGUGCCUGAUGGGCCGGUUAGGACCAAGGGAGAAGCUGCGGGGGGAGCUUGCUUUGCGCAGCUGGGCCACGGGAAGUCAGCAACCGCCAGCCAAUGGGGAGGCCAGAAAGCGGAAAGACAGAAUGGAUCUGUGCACCCCCGGCAAAGGGACGGGUGUGCCGCUGGGUCGUGGGGUCGUGACCCGUGCUCAGGUGGGGCCGAGGGCCAUGUUGCCACUCGGGGGUGUUAUGCUGUAAACGGGGGGCACCCCUAUGGUGCAGGGGGCGCCGUAUGUACGGCUCCUGUGUCACCAGGUGCCAGGGAAGCCCCCCCCAUAGAGCCUCGGUCACCCACGAGGGAGAAUCCUGUUACCUCUGUUCUAGAUGCUAAAAGAACUGGGCCACCGGGGGAGAAAUCCAGCGGUUCUGCGGCUCUAGCGGGGCCAGAAAGACCCAGAAGGGACCGUGGCGAUGAGGCAUUGGUCACGGAAUCGUCCGGGGCAUCGCCGAGGCCCGGAGCAAGUCCGUUAGAUAACGAAGGCAUCUGGGGCAACCAUCUCGAUGCCGCUGUUGGUUGUCAUUUGAAAGAGGCGGGGCAUGGUACCUUCUCCCUAAGGACAGUCGCAUCCAAAACCAUUGACAACGUCAUACCUCUGCCGGGUGUUAAGGCGGCAAAUCGCCACCCACCUGAACAGCAUGCAGACGGCAGCAAAAUGCCGAUGAGUCUGCAGAGUGGAGUGUGUGAUGUUGGAGAUGUUCAGGCCUCACUGGAGACGUCAGCCUGGUCUGGGGAAGAGCAGGGGACAAAGGAGGCAUGUGACGUUCACAGCCGCCAGCAGCCUGAAUGCGUGGUCAUACUGCCACAGACCUGCUCUCCUGCGGCGCGACCUAGCUUAGCCGCGACCCGACCGGAGAGUGGUCUACCGGACACAUCGCCACCUAUUGGCGAAGAGAGGGAUGACCCGAGAAGCCUGGGUACGGCCAGGGCGGGCCGGGGGGGUACCAGGAAGUGUUCUGCGAGCAGCAGAGUCGUGGCGAAGAAGGCAAGAAAGAGGCCCAGGAGUGUGCAUGGGGGCCCGUCGACCCUCUUUGCCCCCCGGGAGCCCGAAAUCACGCUGAGGUACGCCAGCCACAAGGGGGAGCGACGGUGCUCGACGGCGGCAGACUCCUUUGUGCCCUAUGUCCGCCUGGAGCGGGGGGAGUUCAGCGUCUGCUCGGUGGUGAACAGCCCUGAGGAGGAGCGAGUCCGGCGGCAGGAAGGCCAGCCGCAGACGGACGCUCAGUUCAGCUCCUGCGGCCUGCCCUCCAGCUCCUGCCUGCCCUCCAGCUCCUGCCUGCCCUCCAGCUCCUGCCUGCUCCUGGGCCGCCUGGCCCCCGGGGGGGGUACGAGGCCCGGGCCCCUGUGCUGCCUCUGCCACAGGGCAUCCAACGUCUUAGAGCUGGGUGACCUGCACGGACCGUACCGUCCCAUUGGGACCGGGCCGCCCCGACCGCCACCCUCUACUUCCCACGCCCCAGAGGAGGAGGAGUCCAACCAGUCAGACUCAUCCUGCAGCCUGCAAGGCGGGGCACUGAAGCGGGGGUUCCCAUCGGAAACGGCUCACGGGCAGCUCGGCGACAGGGAUGGGUGCCUGACGCACCCAACCAAGCGGCCCAAAGAGGGCGCCCUCGCGCGUGAGCCGGACCCCGUAGAGUAUUGGAUCCACGAGGACUGUGGAGUCUGGUCACCGGGAGUCUUCCUGGUCCAGGGGAAGCUGUAUGGCUUGGAAGAGGCGGUCCGAUUCGGCCAGGAGACGGUAUGCUCCCUGUGCCAGGAGGGUGGGGCCACUCUGGGGUGCUUCUUCAAAACCUGCCCCAGCAAAUUCCACUACAGCUGUGCCCUUCAGGCUGAUUGUGUGCUGAACAAAGAGAACUUCUCCAUGAAGUGCCCAACACACAAGAACCGACCAGUCAAAGGCUUGGUUCAGCCGGAACGCUGGUGACACAACAGUGUACUAAAGAGUCGUGACAUUUCCCUGGAAGCAGAAUGACCCGGUUGGAUGGCAUCAUUGUGAGCUGGGUGUCGGAACGUGAGCGUGUCCCUCACAUAUGUGCUGUGCACCCACAAUGCCCCUGGGGGGUUGGGUCUGCCUGAGGAGUGGCCUUUUUCAAUGCAAAACAGAAUUUUUUUUUUUUUUUAUAUAUAAUUUUUCCUGGAAGCCUUCGUCUGUUUUUGCUGGUCCUUAUCUGCUCUGACGGAUUCCAGAACCGUAUCUUCAGAGUGGGGCCCGUUCACAGAAGGGACCAUCCUAAUCCACGAUGUCCAUCAUGAAGCUGGUGGGGGAAGAAAUGUAUCUCCUUCUUGGCAUCUGCAUAUUUUAGAUCUCACUGUGAAACUGGUGGUAUCCUGACCACUAAAAUGAACUGAAGACAUUAAUGUUUUUAUUUCGUGCAGGAAGUUAUAUUUUAUUGGGCUGGGUUGACUGACUUGUGUAUAUUUAAUGACGUUUUUUUUCUAUUUUAUUUCAGAGUUAUUUUAAAAUUCAGACGGUCUGUUUUUGUAAAACGCCAAGGUUAAUGCGAAUGAAAGAAUUCCUCUCUCUCGGAGUUAGCCUGGGUCGAACCCGAGUAACGAUUCUGCCCCUGGAGCUGCUACUUUUGGCUCCUCCCCCUCCCCAUCCUCCUCCACUGAGGGUCACCUUGCAUCACGCGGACAUAGCAAAUCGUGUCGUUUCCUCCAAUCAGCCGAGACAGGGCACGAGGUAAAGAAGCCUUUUCUGGUUGGUUCUUGCCUGCUGGUACUCUGGCCAAUCUGGGGCUCUUUUGUACACUGUAGUAUGAAACAUGGAGUGUGAGGAUGCUGUCAUGUUGGGGGGGGGGGGGGGGGGGGGGCUUU
Paramormyrops kingsleyae is the source of this 3857-nucleotide messenger RNA. RefSeq lists its product as uncharacterized. Gene Ontology annotation, biological process: regulation of transcription by RNA polymerase II. The record is from RefSeq and is a predicted model, not a curated record. Gene Ontology annotation, cellular component: nucleus. Lineage: Eukaryota; Metazoa; Chordata; Actinopteri; Osteoglossiformes; Mormyridae.